This is a messenger RNA of Chenopodium quinoa (quinoa), 1280 nucleotides long. RefSeq lists its product as uncharacterized. The transcript has 7 exons. Bases 258 to 965 code for a protein of 235 amino acids. The record is from RefSeq and is a predicted model, not a curated record. NCBI's taxonomy places the organism in Eukaryota, Viridiplantae, Streptophyta, Magnoliopsida, Caryophyllales, Amaranthaceae.
GAAAUUUGGGACAGUUUUGAAUUUUCUUGGAUAUUAAAGAAUAGGAGAGUUGAGUUGUUGAGUUCUAGUCUCUUACACGCCUCUCCCAUUUUUAUACUAGUAGAACCAUGGAAAUUCGGGAUGUAGACAGUAGGCCCCUCCUCCCAAAAAAAAAAAAAAAAAAAAAAAAAAAAAAAAAAAAAAAAAAGGAACAAGUGGGAAGGAGUGAUAGGAAGCAGUAGAUCUUCAUCUUAGUGUUGUGGAUUGAAAAAAGCAGAAUGUUUUCAACAUCCAUAGUAGCACCUUCAAAUCGAAGCUCGAUUUCAGGACCCCAGCUUAGUUUGUUGAUGAGGGCAGCAUCAACUUCAAAUCCAAAUUCCAAGUUUGAUUGUUAUUUGAGCAACAAAGUUGGUUUCAAUUCUUUAAAAUCAAAAGCAGCCACUCGACUCCUGUUCAAAAUCCCAAAUGGAUUUGUCUCCAAACGCCCUUUCCGUUUCCGACCUGUCGUGGAAUUGCAAGAUUGCACGGUGAAGAAGGAAGUUGAUGUGCCUGUAUCUGUUGCGUAUAACUGCUACUCUAAUCGUGAAGACAUUCCUAAGUGGAUGCCUUUCAUUUCAUCUGUUAAGGUGGUGGAAGAUAAGCCUGACCAAUCAAGAUGGACGCUGAGAUAUAAAGCAUUUGGUCGUGAUAUUGAAUUCUCUUGGCUUGCUCGAAAUCUGCAACCCAUUCCAAAUCAAAAAAUUCAUUGGAGAUCUCUUGAAGGCCUUCCGAACAGUGGUGCUGUUCGAUUUUACCCAAGAGGGCCUUCAUCCUGUCUUAUAGAAGUAAGGACCCCUUGGCCCUUGCUCACUGUGUCUUACGAAGUUCCUCAGCUUCUGUCACCUGUAGCAUCAGCACUUCAACCUUUUCUUGAAAGCCUGCUUCUACGAGGUUUGGAAAGGUUUACAAACUUCGCCAAAAACAGUCAACUAGAGUCCACCAACUGAUCCUGUCCACCUCACAUUUUCAAGUCCAAAAUCAAAAAUCAGAACCCUGGCUUGUAAAUGUGUAAUUGAUUAUAAAACCAAGAGAUUCUUCAGGAAUUGUAACCAACAACAACCAAAACCCUGGUGUACAUGUGUAAUUGGUAAUUGAACCUUUGGUUGAUAGACUUGAUAUACCUAUAUAAUAAAACACCUGUUUGGUAUGCGCUUUUAUUUUAGUGCAUCUGAAUGGAUGGAAUUGUGUAAUCUGUUUGUAUGUACUCCGUAUAACUUGAAACGCAAAACCUAUGCCUGCAUGAUUUUGUCCACAUUAUUCUA